Messenger RNA from Hypomesus transpacificus, 7062 nucleotides. RefSeq names its product apoptosis-associated tyrosine kinase b (gene lmtkb). NCBI's taxonomy places the organism in Eukaryota, Metazoa, Chordata, Actinopteri, Osmeriformes, Osmeridae. Gene Ontology annotation, biological process: peptidyl-tyrosine autophosphorylation; brain development. The transcript is spliced from 11 exons. Gene Ontology annotation, molecular function: ATP binding; protein tyrosine kinase activity. The annotation marks the transcript as partial. The record is from RefSeq and is a predicted model, not a curated record.
ACUUUACUCAACUGUCUGGUCUCUUGUCUCCCCUCAGUCCAGCUCCUGAAGUCCUCAGACCUGGGUCGACACAGCCUCCUCUACCUGAAGGAGAUCGGCCACGGCUGGUUCGGGAAGGUUCUUCUGGGGGAGGUGAACACGGAGCUAAGAUCCUCCCAGGUGGUGGUGAAGGAGCUCAAGGCCAGCGCCAGCGUCCAAGACCAGACGCUCUUCCUGGAGGAAGCCCAGGCAUACCGUACCCUCCAGCACCCUGCCCUCAUGCGGUGCCUGGCGCAGUGUACCGAGGUCACGCCCUACCUGCUGGUGAUGGAGCUGUGUCCCCUGGGGGAUGUGAAAGGUUACCUCCACAGCUGCAGAGCCGCAAACACCCUGACCCCAGAGCCCCUGCUCCUGCAGAGGAUGGCCUGCGACGUGGCCUCAGGCCUCCUGCACCUGCACAAACACAACUUCGUCCACGGUGACCUGGCCCUGAGGAACUGUCUCCUUGCUGCUGAUGUCACGGUGAAGAUUGGAGACUAUGGCCUGUCCCACAGCAAGUACAAGGAUGACUAUUACGUGACGUCAGAUCAGAUGUAUGUUCCUCUGCGUUGGGUGGCCCCAGAGCUGAUAGACGAGGUUCACGGGAACCUGCUGGUGGCAGACCAGACCAUGCAGAGCAACAUCUGGUCUCUGGGGGUGACGAUCUGGGAGCUGUUUGAGCUGGGGAACCAGCCGUACGAACACUACUCUGACAGACAGGUCCUGACCUACGCCCUGAGGGAGCAGCAGCUGCGACUGCCCAAGCCCCUGCUCACAGUGCCCUUGGCCGAGCGUUGGUAUGAGGUGAUGCAGUUCUGCUGGCUGCCUGCCGACCAGAGGCCCAACGCAGAGGAAGUCCACCUGCUCCUUAGCUACCUGUGCGCCAAGGGGGCCAGCGAGGCUGAGGAGGCUGAGGCCGAGGAGGACUUUGAGAGGCGCUGGGACUCCCUCCGCCCCGGGGCCGGUCACAGCGGCCUCCACCGGCCCUCCUCCUCCUCCUCCUACCCCCUGCUGGAGCACUUCUCCACGGGCGACGGUUACCAGGGCGACGACAUCCUCACGGUGACGGAGACGAGCCACGGGCUCAACUUUGAGUACAAGUGGGAGCAGGCCCGAGCGGAGCCUCCGUUUCACGCUGCCUCCAGCGGGACCCUGGGCCAGGGCAACCCCCACUGCCAGGACAUGUACUAUCCCCCGGGGGGCAUGGUGGGAGGCUGCCCCAUGGAGGGGCUCUCCCUGGGGGUCUCGCCCUCCUACUACGAGCCCAAACAGCUGCACCCUCCCGGGGUGGUACCCGUGCUGAGCGCUCACAGCCCCUCGAUGGGUAGCAAGUACUACAUCCGCAUCGAGGAGCCGGUGGACUGUACCAUCGACCUGGACUACACCAUGUGCUCCUAUAGCCCGGACUACCAGGGCAGCAGCGGAAGCUUCCUGACCGGCAGUGCUGACUCUGGGGACUGCAUGGCCUGCCCCCCGCUGGCCAAGCUGGAUUCCUACUGGGCGUCCAACCUCCAUAAGACAGGGGGGUAUGACUCCGACGCCAGCCCAGCCAUCUCCCUGACCAUGGAGCCCCUCCUGGGGCACGUGUCGGACGGCAGCCCCCUUAGACCCUGGGAGUCGGGUCACUACGUGUCCUAUAAGGACCGCGAUGGAGGAUACUACUACGAACACUCUCCCUCUCUGGGCCUGGACCAGCACUACCUGAUGGGGGGGGAGCCCUCGGAGGUGCUCCAGGAGAGCUGGGGGUCCCGGAGCCUGAGGCAGGCCCUGGGGGAGCUGGAGAACCCCCUUGGGAUCUCCCCCUCUGUCGGUACCCCCUCUCAGCAGGGCUACGGGGACCCCUACCUGGAGACCAGCGGAGGGGGAGUCAUCGGGAAGAACGUGACAGGGGGCUACUACGACAUGAUGGGCUCUCUGAGGAAGACCAUGCCCGGCCACGCCCAUUCGGUCAGCAUCAACAUGGAGAAAGAGGCCGCCAUCUUCAUCGGCCACAAGGACAGCGAUUCGGAGGACGAGGAUGAGGAGGACAUCUUCGUAGAGAGGCAUAACUGCAACACCUGGCCCUCCAAACGCUCGGGGCACGGCAGCGGCGGCGGUCUGGGUCUGCCACGCCGGCGUGCCAGCUGCCGGCAGGAAAGCUACGCCGACUUCCACUACACCAUGCCCUCCACGGACGUCGAGGACUCCUGGCCUGAGCACAGCUUGGCUUUCCACUCUGCCCUUAAACCACAGCACUACCUGGAGGCCUCCACAAAAGACUCCAGCAGCUUAGGUCUGGGUAAACACCACCCUCUGGUGCCUGCCGUGGACUGCAGUGCCUACAUCUACCUGUGCCACGAGGGCGAGGGCGAAGUCACGCUGCCAGGCGAGUGCUGCCACUCACACUUUGUCGACCCGCUCACAGGACUCGUGGUCCGCAACUACAGCCAUGACGACUACACCGCGGAUAAGAUCGUCGAGAUACCGAGCAACGACGAGCGUGUGAAUCUUUCCCCAGCUCCGGGGGGACCGGUCGUGUCCAAACAAACCCUGACCAGGAAGGACGACCCUCCGUUUGACCUCCCAGAGAAGUACGUCGACGUGACUCCAGAUGACACCUCCAGCGCAGAGCAGAAGGGAGACGUUACCAAAGGAGACCUGAUCAUGGAGGAACCCAAAGUGGAGGAGGAGGCUGUGACGAACGUAGCCCCUCCUCCGGCCAACACCGCCGUUCCAUUGGCCACGGCCGAGCCUGACUGGGAGCUGAGUCAGACGGUGGAUAGCGGUGUGGACGGAUCCAGCAUCAGCCUGGUGGACGUCCUCGACUGCAGCGACGACGACGACGAUGACAUCACCGACGACAUCACCGACGUCACCUCAGGGAUCUUCGCAGACGAGGCCGGCGACCUGAUCUCCUCGCCGGUGGCCUUGAAGCCCCUGCAGAAGCAGGGGGGGACCCCUGAUUCCAUGGAGUCCAUGGACCUGCCUUCGGGGGCAGGCUCUUGCGAAGGGCUCAGCCCUGCAUCCUCACGCCCCACCAGCUCGCCCAAGGCUGUGGACAGCGGCUACGACACUGAGAACAACGAGAGCCCGGAGUUUGUCCCCAAAGAGCCCCACGAGCACCGGGACUCUCUGACAAAGCCUCCUCUAGACAUCAGUCUCAUGGAGGAGGCGGAAGACGUGCAGGAGGGCGAGGCGGAGGUUGUGCCCAGUGACGGUGAGCCUACCCUGGGGGAGGAGGUGGCGGAGACAGACCCUCAGACUGGGGACCAGCCGUUAGUGCCACUCAGUGACAAAAGCCCUUACAGAGACUCUGCCUACUUCUCUGACUAUGAGAACGAGAGACUGUCCAGGGACGAAGGGGAUGGACUGCUUUCAAAAGAAGAAGAAGGAGAGGAUAAUGUGGGUGAGGAGGACAGGAGAGAGGGGAGGCUGAUCGAGGAGGAAGAGGAGAUGGAGAAGGGAGAAGCCCGUCUGGACAGCGAUCCGGAGAUGAAAAGCGGGUCCCUCAAAGCAACAGAGCUCUUUGACAGUGAUGGCCCUUUCCCCGACUCAUCUCAAAUCAACUCCUAUCUCUCCUCCUCCCCUUUGGAGAGCGAGGGAUGUCUGAUGGAAGAGUGUGCCCAACAUGAAGGGCUAGGGCUGGGAUUGGAGCUCCCUGGAGAGGAGGAAAGGCCUGAGUGCUCCAUUUCCAUGGGCGAGGCCGGCUUGGAAGAAUGGCCUUCCCAGGAGGAGAGCUCUUCUCUGGGGGACUGGGCAGCCGAGGUGGUGGGGGCCAUGGAAGAAGCACUGGGAGCUCUCAGUGGAGACCGCUGCACCCUCCUAAACAGGUCUACAGAACAGAAGGAUGUACAGGAGACGGAGGAGGAAGAGGAGGAAGAGGAGGGAAAACCAGCUGAAAUGGAGGACCCCGAUGAAGCCUUAGUACCUGACAUGCUGGAGGACAAAGACGAGAGCGUAAUCAGCUGUUACGAGAUACAGAGUGACAGCUCAGAGAUCGUGCACAGAGAAACAGAAAACGACACACUGCCUGCACAUGGCUCACCCCCCACCUCUCUUCCCCCUCUCUCCUCCUCCUCUCCCCCUCGCCUCCCCCCGGGGGAAGGCCUCGAGGCUCGUCAGACGGCCGACAGGGGCGAGGAGGCGGAUGAGGAAGACGGCGACACUGACGACAGCGAGGAGUCGGACGAGGAGCUGCGUGUGUACAGGGUCCAGGACCAGAGCGCCGGCGAGGAGAGCGAGGAGGAAGAGUUCCACCCGGUGCCCAUCGUGGUGAGCGACUGCAGCGACGCACACAACCUGCGCAGCCUCCUCAAGAUGCCCGCCCUGCUGACCGACACGCUCUGCGACGACCUGGAGCGCAAGAGGAAGGUUGUGUCCUUCUUUGAUGACGUCACGGUCUACCUGUUCGACCAGGAGAGCCCUACCAAGGAGCUGGCGGAGCACGGCUUCCCCCCUGUGGGGGAGUCCAGGGUGUCGGCUUCACAGGGCAGGUCUUCCCCCCCGGAGAGGGUCAGCCACACGUCUGACGACUCCUCGGAUGGUAACAUCUCUGAGGAGAGUGCAGGGUACGAAUGGGAGGAUGACUUCCCAUUGCUGCCUCUGUCCACAUCCAAGAUGGCCGACUCAGAUUCCCUUGUAUCCAAGCCCAGCUUGCCCCCCACCACCAAGGUUGCGGAGCCCAAACAGACUCAGUACUCUCGCUUCACUGUGUCUCCCUCCAGCGUCAAUCGCUUCUCCAUCACACACGUGUCCGACUCGGACAUGGACACCGCUGGUGGGAGCAGUGAGGAAGGGGAGAGGGAGUAGAUUGAGGCCUCUUUCAUCCAGGAAGUACAUCACACUACAGAGUUUGGACCCACCCCUCUAUGAAGAUCUGUUGGAUUUGUGCUUUUGGGACGUCAGGUUUUUGAACACUAGGACAGUGCUUCUUAUCUUGUCCAGACAAUUUGAAAAUGGAGUUCCUCUGGUCACCCCAAAGGACAAAGUGAUAAAAAAAAAAACAUAAAAAAAACAAUACUCAAGAGUAAUAUAUGUUGCAAAGACCUUGUAUGCAGGAUGAAAAUCUUUAUCAUUGCAUCUGACAUAUUUUUGGUAAAAAAAAGGACAACCUUUGGAACGUAUCACUAGUUUACCACCAUGUUCACCUCUCAUCUGUAAUCUAUUCAAGUAGAAUGAAGAAAGCAGCAUGACGUAGACUGCUGGUGACAGAAUAACACCUGUUUACCACAUUGAGAGGGGAGAAGAGAGAGUUGGGAGAGAGGAUCGACCCACUUCCUUUCACGCUCCUCAUCAGAGGAUUCGUUCUAGAACUUCUGACUGUACCAAGGACUUAGUUGGAAGAGAUAUUGCAUUGCCAUAAAUUAUAAAUGUAUCACAAGUAAUAUAAUGUUACAUGUUCAAACAGCUCUGGAUCAAGUUAGGACACUGAGGCGAACAAACACACAGUUAAGGCCAUUUAGAACUACUGUUUGUGCGAAAUUGGUUGAGGUUCUGUAACAUUGUGUGGUUCCACGAGUGAAACCGCUACUGCACCGUAUGCUUGGGCUUUGACACAGUCACCAGAACCAGGCUCCUGUCUAGCCCCCGUCAGACCCACAGGCUCUAGCCCCUGUGUACAUAUCGUGGCAUACAUGUGAACACUUGAGAGCUGUAUCAACAUGUCUAUGAGUCUUGCAUUCACGUACGUGUCACUGUGGGCUCUCGAAGCAUAUCGUAUCGCCAUGCGUCAUCAACAUAUCGUAUCGCCAUGCGUCAUCAACAUAUCGUAUCGCCAUGCGUCAUCAACAUAUCGUAUCGCCAUGCGUCAUCAACAUAUCGUAUCGCCAUGCGUCAUCAACAUAUCGUAUCGCCAUGCGUCAUCAACAUAUCGUAUCGCCAUGCGUCAUCAACAUAUCGUAUCGCCAUGCGUCAUCAACAUAUCGUAUCGCCAUGCGUCAUCAACAUAUCGUAUCACCAUGCGUCAUCAACAUAUCGCUCUGCUUUUCUCUGGCUGGUCACGUUUGAAGCCGAGCAGAGGUUGGAAGCCUGUUUUUAUUCCUUGUGUAAAGCUCAACACCUCAUCACACGCUGUAUACUGGCUGUACACAUUUCGGCCGCAUGGUUUUACUGUGAUCCAAGUCAUAUUUGGACUAUUGUGCAGUUCAGAUUCAGACAAAGGUAUUUGUCUUUUCACAAGAGCAGUUUCAGUUCAGAAGUAUUAAGAACAAGCUAGAUAAUACACUGAUACGGUAGCAUAUUUUAUAGUAAAUCCUUUGGUGAAAUCACUUUCAAGAUAUCAAGAUGCAAUUGGAUGAAGGCAGGAAUAAAUGUGUGAUUUUAAGGUGGCCUGUAUAGUAUGUUUAGUUUCAUGCAAAAAGCAGAUUAAAACCCUCAAAAAUUACUUACUGAGAAUAAGCAGACGUUUGAUACAUUUUCACAGCAGAAUUAUUUCCGAUGUCUCAAAGUAUGCUGUAUGUUCAGCUAGGGAUGUUGGGAUGGUGUUAGAUCAUUGUGGGUUAGUUCAAUGAUUUCAAACAUACUGGACUAUAGACCUCCCAGUUCCCUCAUGUGUGUGGAACGUGAAAUGGUUCCAGAGGAACAAACGAUGUUAGCUUAGCAUUGCUUAACAGCUCUAUUCAAGCCUGUUAGUCACUGGAUCAGGGUGCGAAGCCAACAGACCCACACGAAAGCAGAAAGUAAGUUAUUUGUCUUCGGGAGCUUUAUCAUGUUCUGUAAUAGUUUAGUAAUAGUCCCAUCUAAACAGUUGUCUGUACUAUUUUUGUAUCUCCAAAAAGUAUUUUAAGAAUAUCUGGUGACAUGUAGAGGGUGUGAGUGAAAGGAACUGUUUAUGUUUAUUGUUGCCAAAGAUGCUUUCGGACGUCGAGGGCAGACAAUGGAAGAUAUUGGGGCGUUAACCCUUAACGGAGGUAAGCGGGGAACAGAUUUGGCCUUGUACUGGUCGUGGAAUACGAACAGCACCACAUUUUAGGGAAUACGUCUUUGGUAAUAUGUGCCCCCUUGCUGACUUGGCACAUAAUUACUUUCUCUACCUUACUGUAUAUGAAAUAUAAAUAAAGUCUGUUU